Molecule: messenger RNA, 4441 nt
Organism: Amoebophrya sp. A25
Lineage: Eukaryota; Dinophyceae; Syndiniales; Amoebophryaceae
Source: the annotation of a GenBank genome assembly
GUCGAGAAAAGCAGACAGCCCAGUGCAUUUUUGAGGUGGUGACAGCUUUACGAGUGAAGCUUACUCUUCAUGCUCGCCACGAUGUGAAACUGUUGAAACUAGGAACGUCAAACUUUGUCGAGAUAAGUUGCAGUACUACGACUACAUCUUCCUCUACUAGUACUCAAGAAGGGGAGGGACAUGCAGUGAAUAGAAGGAUAUCGUCUAGUGCCUUCACGACUUCCUUCAAGCCAACUUCUAGUAAGACACCAUCAGAACAUCAAGCGUUACAGCCUCAAAGCAACGGGGAAAGUAGAGAGCAAAAAUCCUCAGCCACGUUGAUAUCGAGAAAGGCGUCCAGGGUGCGGAAAGAGAGCAUGUACAUGAUGAAGCGUUUCAGUCUAGAUUCCUCAGCUAGCGGACUGGCAUUGAUUCGUCGCCAGCUUGGCAUGGAUGACGAGAAGAAUGUAUUGCAUAUCCCGGAAGAGAGCGAGUUUUCUCUGGCGAUUCGUCUCCACGAGAGAGAUUUGACUGAUCUCUUCAUCUCCCGCAUCUUGGAAAACGGGUUCACGCGGGAGUCACUGGCGCUGGUGUGGCACUCGUUGCCUGCGUUGUUGAACUGGAUUCCAACGGAGGCUGAAAAAUUGCUGGAAGCCUUCGUGGUGGAUCCGCCGUUUCACGUACCAGAAUUGAAGGCGUACCUGAAUCCGGCAAGCCGUCUUAUCAGCAAAGGAACCGAAUACUUCGGAUACCAGAUUAACUUAUGGAACAAAUAGGCAGGCACAAGACGAGGGUCUGUCAUGUUUGCGUAAUCCUAAGAGUGUUGAAGACACCUCCUGCGUCGAACUAUCGUUUCUCUUCGUCCCGAUUGUCCUGCUCUUUUUUAUCGACACUUGUUUCCUCUCUCAUCCCCCUCACCACCAUCCCCUGGCUUCAUUCCCGGUCUGGCAAGAUUACCUCGAAGGGCAGGAAAAUGGCGAUAAUGCUGCUUUAGAACCCAUGAUGGCGAAGGUUGUAGCGAUCCCUGAAAUGGUGUCUGGCGAUGGCGGUGAUGGCCAAGGACUUCUCACGUUGUUGAUGGAACACAACGCGCCCUCUAGUUUCUACGCUAGUACCCCGGCUCGGAUUUUGAUUGACUACAAGUGGGAAACAUUCGCAAGGGAUGAAUUGCAAAUGUACUUCGUCAGCUACGUCAUUUUCCUGGCGAGUUACACGAUUUUCGCGCUGCAACUUCGUGAACGCGAGUCCGCGUACAAGUUUGGAGUCUUGGGUGCAGAAUCCGGGAAGGGAUCGAUGGACACUUUGGAGCACUAUUUUGCUUGGGCAACGACUUUGAUUUUCUUCGCAUUUUGCAGUACGUAUCGCUAUCUCGACGCCAGGUUUUUAGGCGCGUUGGCGAGUCCAGUUUCAGCUUUUUUCCCAAGUAGUUUGAAUAGCAUGUCUGAGUACAUAACUUCUAGCAGUUGUUGGUCUUGCUUGUUUCGCGGGUCAGAUGCUGACGACGCCAAUAGCGACGAAGACGGCGAUCACGACAGUGAAGAGGAAGAAUUGUCUUUGCUCCAUUCAGCAGCUGGCGGUGGUUCACAAUUCUCUGGCUUUUUCUCCCCCUCGUCCUCUACCAUGCUGUUGUUGAAACGUCACGCAGCCUUGUGGCUUCCUCUAGUUUUGUUUUUUGGAGGAGGCGUCGCGAUGCCAUUGUUGUACAAUCGGCCGGAUUUACUGAACACGAUUGUUCUGACGGUGAUCCUGUGCUACACGUUGCGGUCUGUAGUCGACGAAGGGAAGGAAUUGAGCCAGAAAUCGCCCAGCGCAUACUUCUUCUCGGUGUGGAACAUGUUCGACAUUGUUCUGGUAAUACUCAACGUCCUCACGUUUAUUGCGUACCUCGAUGCAGCAGGACACAUUAAGGCUACAACAAGAUGAAGGACGUUUUGUUCGUUAGUAUCUAAAUCUAUGCGAGCAGUAAACAAGAAAGUAUUGAUGUGGUUUCGUCCCAGAAAUUACCGGUGUAGGAGAGCCUCUUUUCUGCUAAUGUCAUCAUGCCUCUUCCUACCUCUAACCACCCCGUCGCCUUUCUCACGAAGGACUACCUGAUUACCGGUGUAACGAUUUCCGUCUUGAUGGCCUGGAUGAAGCUUUUUUACUUCUGCCAGCCCUUCCGCAACAUAGGUUCUUUUAUCCGCAUGCUCAUCGAAAUUUUCGUGGAUAUCCGAUACUUCCUCAUCGUGGUGUCCAUUGCAUUACUCGGAUUUGGAACAGCGUUCUAUGUGCUGUAUAAGGACGACCCCCAACCGUAUCCAGAUAGAGCAAAAACACUGCUGUCGGUGUACGUUACAAUGCUUGGUUAAGGCACGACCUUCACAACAUUUUUUUUCCGUUCUGCAUGUUGUUUUAUCAACACUAUUUUUACCGGAAGAAGUAGCACCAGCAGUGAGUGUCACCGGAAGGAAUACCAAUAACAUUCUAGGAACAAAGGGAAUGGGAAAGGUAUAAGUUAAUGCAGAGAAAACAAUAGAACGCAUCUUUCAGCGCUAUACUCGAUUCAAGUUGUAGUUCACUUUGGUUCUGUGUAAGGACACAUCUCUCUAACACCCCGAUUGGAACGUCGAGCAUUUCACCGACACUCAGCAUCCGCUGCUGGCCACCAUCCUGUUCUGCAUCUUCACCUUCGUCAUGGUGAUCAUUCUUUUCAACCUGCUCAUUGCUAUCAUGUCCGACACUUUCGAGCGAGUCAGGGAGAAUGAAGGUACUGAUGCUGUUCACACACAUAGCCUACUCCUCCUGUUUCUAGUGUGUUUCGAACAAUGUGAAAGUUUCGUAUUCAUUUUCAAGUUGAAAUCACUAAAUUUUUGAUUUUGUCCACUUUUAAUUGAAUUCAUUUCCUGAUUAGCAGGAACGAUUUGACCUCAUCUCAUGAUUGCACAUCGACAGAAAAAACUGCAACUUGACUUCAAGCGAUGACAAUUUGCUGUAGUAUGCCAUUCGUCGGGAAGAUCUAUGGCCUAUUCUGGCUGUAGAAACUCCAAGAAUUAUCUUAGCAUCGUCAAAAGUUUUAGAAUUCCGUCUUUUCUUACGAUAUGAUCCUCCUCAUUUUUCCUUUCCCCAGCAGAAGGAUUUCUCCGAGUCCACGUCUCCUAGUACGUCCCUCGCCCCAAUCGGAUCAGAAAACACGUUAUUUCCUCUCACUCAGAAAACACGUUUCUUCGCACGAGAGCGGAUAUGAUAUGCGAUUUGCAGAAGUUGAGCUUUCGCAAAAUCAACUACCUACCGUGGGUUCAUGCAUUGCUGCCAGCAGAGAAGGACGCUAGUGGGCACAAGAGUCAUUGGAAGGGUAAACUGGGAGAAAUCAAAGACUUGAUCAAGGUUAUGGUCCUACUUGUAGUACUAGUCUAAAGGAAACACAAAUCAGCGCCCUCAACAUCACUAGUAAUUAAUGUGGCGGAGCACUUACUGUGUUGUACUACCAACUUAAUCGUCUUGAGUCAACAGGGGGGUACAUCACCAAUUACCCCUCACCAUCCACCCAUCAAAAUCCAUCAUGAAUCAUCCUUUUCAGACUCAACGAUCAUAAGUAGCUCCUCGUCCGUUUUCUUCUCCUCUUUUCAUAGCAAGCUUGAAGCAGGACUUCGCUAGAGACUUGGAGACACAGCUGCAGGAGUUGGAGGAAAAUUUGCGAUUUCAUGAAGAGCGUGGCCCCAAAAGCCUGGGAGGCGGAGCCGGGAAAGGUGCGAAGAAAAAGAUUAUCGGGAAAAACGCGAAGAAUCAUCAUGGUGGUGGUGUGAGAUUUUACUAGGAGCCUACUAGGCCUAACUUCCUCUACUAUUUUCCUUGUAAGUACUAGUCGUAUUCGUAGUUGGAGGGCAAGUCUGGCAACCAGCUAUUGUAAUUUCAAUCCUUUUAGCUCGAUUGAUUCGUUUCUUGGAAGGAUGCAGUUCUUGUUGUUGUUCUAAUGAUGGAGAAUCAGUUGUUGAUAUUCAGAUUCAUAGUGCAUGACUACUUACAAAUUUGUUUGAAUUGAAUACUUGUACACCGACUGGUGGAUACUAGAAGCAAGAAAAGAUGAUAGAUGAACACAACAGCAACAACAACUGCAUUUUUGUGUAUUUUUACAAGGCGUAUGAAUGCGAUGGACAGAUAUUCAAGAAAUUCAAACUGGUGAUACAAAGACGAGAUAGAAAGACUGAAAUUUGAAUUCGAUUCAUCAUGUACAGAUCGUAUUCGCAUUGUUGAAGAUUUCCUGGCUAAGAAUCCUGACAAGAGAAGUACGAUGAAAUACAGCAUGAAAUGUUGCAACUGCAAGAUGUUGAACAUUUCUUUCCUGACCGAGAGUCUGCACUAUAUCAACGAACACUGCAGCCUGCUCGAUGUUUGAGUGUAUCCUUGUAGAGAACAGACCUAUGAAACUGGAACAAGUGGCUAGCACAUGACUUUUACCGAUGAAAUUUUGUGGACAGCGGCAAAC